AUGGCCGAUUGCAAACCCCUUCUAACACCUAUGUCCACCACAAUAACACCAUUUGAGUCAGGGGGUGAGUCCUUCAAAGAUGAUACUCAGUAUCGAUCCGUUGUUGGGGCUCUUCAUUAUGUGACUCUCACAAGACCUGAUGUGGCUUUUUCGGUCAACAAGGUGUGCCACUACAUGCAUGCUCCCACAGAAGGCCAUUGGGCACUAGUGAAACGUAUUCUGCGCUAUCUCAAGGCCACCCGGACUCAUGGUCUACUUAUAGAACAGUCAACUGACAACAUCCUACAGGCAUUCUCUGAUGCAGAUUGGGCAGGUAGCUCUGAGGACCGUAAAUCUACAGGUGGAUAUGCAGUUUAUUUAGGCCCAAAUCUUGUGUCUUGGAACUCUAGAAAGUAG
Telopea speciosissima is the source of this 396-nucleotide messenger RNA. RefSeq lists its product as uncharacterized. Bases 1 to 396 code for a protein of 131 amino acids. NCBI's taxonomy places the organism in Eukaryota, Viridiplantae, Streptophyta, Magnoliopsida, Proteales, Proteaceae. The record is from RefSeq and is a predicted model, not a curated record. The transcript has a single exon.